UUCAAACCCAGGCCUCUGGCUCCACAGGGCAGCCUCCUUGGCUGGUGUCAUGCUGUCUUCGCUUUAGGUAGAAGAGCUGGGACUGGAACCCAGCCCGAGGGUACACCACAGCCCAGGAGGAAGCCACGCCAUAUGCCUGGGAUGGUGGAGACCAAGGACUUGGUGCAUCUCCGGCAGCUCAACUUGGCACUCCUGAGGCAGCUGUGGGUCGGGCAGGAUGCCGUUCGGCGGUCAGUGGCCAAAGCAGCCUCAAAGUCAGCCCUGGAGUCCAGCAGCAGCUAUGACUCCCAGACACCGUCGUCCCAGGAGACGUUGUUAAUGGCCCUCAGAGCCUCCGGCCUACACCCUGCGCACCAGGGUGAUCCCUGUGAUAUGUCUGGGCCUGGUGGGACCAGCUCUGGAGUGAUCUCUCUCCCUUCUGCCAAGUACCGACACCAGGCGUCCCUGGGCUCACUGAGGCCCUACCCGGCACCCUUGCUGGCCAUCUCAGAUCCAAAUGACCCAGCGCUUUCAGCCGAGCUGGACAGUCCAGGGCCUCAGGAGGUCCAGGCCCAGAGCUCCACCCUGGAUCAACAAAAGUGGCUGUCCAAGUCAAGAGUGACCCUCAGUGAGGAGUCUGCAUUGCCGGACAGGAGCGGGCACUUCCGGCCAUACUUGGGCUACGAUUGGAUUGCAGGGUCUCUGGACAACAGCUCACCCAUCACCAGCAAGCCUGAGGCCUUCUUUUCGAAGCUACAGGAUUUCCGGGAAGCCAACAAGGAGGAGUGUAUCAACAGUGACCCUGAACCCCAGUUCCUAGGCCCGUGGGAGAGCAGUGGUGUGGAGGAAGACCAUGAAUGCCUGUACUGUUACCGCGUCAACCGGCGCCUGUUUCUGGUGCCUUCCGAUCCUGGCGCCCCUUGCCGCCUGUGCCGGACACCUCGGGACCAGAAGCGUCCUGAGACUCGGGUGCAGGCAGCGCAGGUCCGGGUGAGCAUCCCGCUGUCCGUCCUGGACCCCCCGCACCAGUACCGCAUCCACCGGCGGAAGAGCUUCGACGCCUCCGACACACUGGCCCUACCCCGGCACUGCCUGCUGGGCUGGGACAUUCUCCCUCCGAAGUCCGAGAAAAGCUCAGCACCCAAGAGCCUGGACCUCUGGUCCUGUGUCUCCUCUGAGACCCAGCACCGGAAGCUGUCAGCUGCCAGUACUUCUCACCUGGCCCUGCCAACAAGGGUCCCACACUGCACCCCAAUCUGGUCGGAACCCCAGCCGUGUGCCCCCUGGCUGAAGCCCUGAGGACUGGCCACUUGGAGGAGGACAGAGCCCCUGCCAUCACCUGUAACCGUGUCCCCUGUUAAGGCACCCACGACAAGGGAGGUGGACUGCGGCCCCACCCUCCUAGGUGGGCAGGUGGAUGGCCCCAGGCUUUUCUCCUUCCUGGGGACAGAGGUGGGG
Odobenus rosmarus divergens (Pacific walrus) is the source of this 1437-nucleotide messenger RNA. It is a transcript of the gene MIIP, whose product is annotated as migration and invasion inhibitory protein. Gene Ontology annotation, biological process: negative regulation of cell migration; negative regulation of G2/M transition of mitotic cell cycle. The record is from RefSeq and is a predicted model, not a curated record. Bases 133 to 1278 code for a protein of 381 amino acids. The transcript is spliced from 9 exons. Lineage: Eukaryota; Metazoa; Chordata; Mammalia; Carnivora; Odobenidae.